GGAAGGCGGCGGGCGCGCGCCCCGUGAGGCGGUAGUCUCUCUUCAGGGCGGCCGGGCCCGGCCCGGGGCGGGGGGACACGUAGGCGAGUGAACGCCUCAGCGUUGAAGAAAAUCCCGGAUUUCCUAGCUUUUUGUGGUGGAAAAGUGAAGUGAUCCUCCCAGCAUCCGCAGCCUGCCAGAAAAUCGUACUUCCCCCUUGGCCGUCGGUGUACCCACUUCAGAAGUCGCUACAGUUGCCUCCGAAGUGUUACAAGUGUCUUCCAGUUUCUAUUUUUAUAUAAUCUGUAGAACCACAAACAUUAAUAAAGUAUAAAGACAAAGACUCCCAGAUAUUUCACACGCUAUCUAGAAGGAGUACGUCCAUGUUUCCUGUCAUGCCACGGGAUCCCUCUAAAACCAGUCUGGUUUGAACAGCAAAAUUUCUCGUCGUCACUGAGGCACCGUUAUUUGUUCUGCGGAAGAUACUGACAGGAACAGCCCGGCAAAGUACAGCCUGUCAGCAUGGUGGAACACGCCGAGUUUUUGAAGGCUGGGAAGGAGCCUGGCCUUCAGAUUUGGAGGAUUGAGAAAUUUGAUUUGGUACCAGUGCCAAAAAAUCUGUAUGGAGACUUCUUCACGGGAGAUUCCUAUCUGGUGCUGAACACCAUCAGACAGCGGAAUGGGAACCUCCAGUACGACUUGCAUUUCUGGUUGGGAGAUGAAAGCUCUCAAGAUGAGCGUGGGGCAGCUGCCAUAUUCACUGUCCAGAUGGACGACUACCUUCAAGGGAAGGCUGUUCAGCAUCGCGAAGUGCAAGGCCAUGAGUCCUCAACUUUCCUGGGGUACUUCAAAUCUGGCAUCAAGUACAAGGCUGGUGGCGUGGCUUCUGGCUUCAGACAUGUGGUUCCCAAUGAAGUAACUGUGCAGAGGCUUCUGCAGGUCAAAGGCAGGCGAGCAGUCCGAGCAACAGAGGUCCCUGUCACCUGGGAGAGCUUCAACACAGGGGACUGUUUCAUCCUUGACCUUGGCAGUAACAUCUUUCAGUGGUGUGGCUCCGACAGCAACCGCCAAGAACGGCUGAAGGCCACUGUGCUGGCCAAGGGGAUUCGGGACAACGAGCGGAAUGGUCGCGCCAAGGUCUACGUUUCGGAGGAAGGAUCAGAGCGGGAGGAAAUGCUUCAGGUCCUGGGACCAAAGCCCAGUUUGCCACCAGGUGCUUCUGAUGACACCAGAAUUGAUACAGCCAAUAGAAGGCUGGCUAAGCUAUAUAAGGUCUCCAACGGGGCUGGGAACAUGGCAGUUUCCCUGGUGGCAGAUGAGAACCCCUUCUCCCAGGCGGCCCUGAGUACGGAUGACUGCUUCAUUCUGGACCACGGCACAGAUGGAAAGAUCUUUGUUUGGAAAGGCAAGAAUGCCAACUCUGAAGAGAAGAAGGCAGCACUGAAAACAGCUUCUGAGUUCAUUGAUAAGAUGGGUUAUCCGAAGCAUACCCAGGUCCAAGUCCUCCCUGAGAGUGGUGAGACACCUUUGUUCAAGCAAUUCUUCAAGAACUGGCGGGACAAGGACCAGACAGAAGGACUGGGACAGGCUUAUGUUUCUGGUCAUGUUGCCAAGAUCGAGAAGGUACCCUUCGAUGCUGCCACUCUGCACACCUCCAAGGCCAUGGCUGCCCAGCAUGGAAUGGAGGAUGAUGGCUCUGGCCGGAAACAGAUAUGGAGAAUAGAAGGCUCAGAGAAAGUGCCAGUGGAUCCUUCGACGUACGGCCAGUUCUACGGAGGGGAUAGCUAUAUCAUCUUGUACAAUUACCAGCAUGGCGGAAAACAGGGACAGAUUAUUUACACUUGGCAGGGCGCCCAUUCCACUCAGGAUGAAAUCGCCACCUCGGCAUUCCUCACAGUCCAGCUGGACGAGGAGCUGGGGGGCAGCCCCGUGCAGAAACGAGUAGUGCAAGGAAAAGAGCCACCUCAUCUGAUGAGCAUGUUCGGUGGAAAGCCCUUGAUUGUUUACAAGGGUGGAACCUCUCGGGAAGGUGGCCAGACAGCACCUGCAGAAACGCGGCUGUUCCAGGUCCGAUCCAGCACCUCGGGAGCGACCAGAGCGGUGGAGCUGGAUCCUGCUGCCAGUCAGCUGAACUCCAACGAUGCCUUUGUCCUGAAAACUCCCUCUGCUGCUUACCUGUGGGUGGGCCAAGGAGCCAGCGAUGCUGAGAAAUCAGGAGCACAAGAGCUGCUGAAGACACUGGGAGCUCGCCCAGUGCAGGUUUCUGAGGGCAGAGAGCCAGAUAAUUUCUGGGCAGCUUUGGGUGGAAAAGCUCCUUACCGUACCUCUCCCCGGCUGAAGGACAAGAAGAUGGAUGCUCACCCCCCUCGUCUUUUUGCAUGCUCCAACAAGAGCGGACGCUUCACUAUUGAAGAAGUUCCUGGAGAGCUGACUCAGGAUGACCUCGCCACAGAUGACGUUAUGCUCCUCGACACGUGGGAUCAGGUCUUUGUAUGGAUUGGGAAAGAUGCCCAAGAAGAAGAAAAGACUGAGGCUUUGAAAUCUGCUAAACGGUACAUUGAGACUGAUCCAGCCAGCCGAGAUAAGAGGACUCCAGUCACAGUCGUCAAGCAAGGCUUUGAGCCGCCAACCUUCUCCGGCUGGUUCCUGGGCUGGGAUGACGACUACUGGUCUGUUGAUCCCCUACAGAGAGCGAUGGCAGAUGUGGAUGUCUAAGUAACAUGGUUUUUCUUUUUUUAAAUGGAGCAAGUUUAGUGCCUUCAAUGCCUUCAAGAGCUACUUCCUCCUGCAGGACGCAUGUUAACAAGGCAGUGAUGUUAAUAGCCAAUUAGCUGUGCAAUAAUUACCGAAAACAAUCAUGACCAGACAUUGACCCUUCUCCUUGCUUUGAUUAUAUUUAAUACAAUAAAAGCUUGUAUGGAAUAUGUGGAGAA
Messenger RNA from Phalacrocorax carbo (great cormorant), 2912 nucleotides. The record is from RefSeq and is a predicted model, not a curated record. NCBI's taxonomy places the organism in Eukaryota, Metazoa, Chordata, Aves, Suliformes, Phalacrocoracidae.